Messenger RNA from Charadrius vociferus (killdeer), 1968 nucleotides. RefSeq names its product tumor necrosis factor receptor superfamily, member 11a, NFKB activator (gene TNFRSF11A). The record is from RefSeq and is a predicted model, not a curated record. Gene Ontology annotation, molecular function: tumor necrosis factor receptor activity; cytokine binding. Gene Ontology annotation, cellular component: external side of plasma membrane. Gene Ontology annotation, biological process: response to interleukin-1; multinuclear osteoclast differentiation; positive regulation of bone resorption. The coding region runs from base 1 to 1968 and encodes 655 amino acids. The transcript is spliced from 12 exons. NCBI's taxonomy places the organism in Eukaryota, Metazoa, Chordata, Aves, Charadriiformes, Charadriidae.
AUGGUCUGCAGGUGUUACAUGCAUCCUCUCUAUAUGGCCGUCAUCCAAACUAUCCAGAAGAAAAGUUUUCUUCCUCCCUUCCAGCACUGUGACAAGUUCUCACUACAAAUCACUCCGCCGUGUGAAAGCGAACAACACUAUGAAUACUCUGGACGGUGCUGCACAAAGUGUGAGCCAGGAAAGUAUAUGUCUGCUAGAUGCACUGGUACUUCUGACAGUGUGUGCCAGCCGUGUGGCCCAAAUGAAUAUAUGGAUGUCUGGAAUGAAGAAGAUAAAUGCUUACUACAUAAAAUAUGUGAUCAAGGGAAAGCUUUGAGAGAAGUGAACCCAGGGAACAGCACAUUCCAGCGGCAGUGUGCUUGUACAAUGGGCUACCACUGGAAUGAAGACUGCGACUGCUGUCAGCGAAAUACCAUAUGUGCUCCAGGAUUCGGAGUUGAGCAUCCUGUGCAACAAGACAAGGACACAACGUGUACACCAUGUCCCAGAGGCUACUUCUCAAAGGUCGCUUCAUCCACCGACAAGUGUAAAGCCUGGACCAACUGUACAGCACUGGGAAUGGCAGAAAUAGUGCCUGGGACUGACAAGUCAGAUGCAGUUUGCACAGAACGGAAGAUGCCUGAGCCAUCGGAAGAUGGAACAAACAGGAUCUUAUACGUGUUGAUUGUCAUCUUGUUUUUUGUGGCACUAAUUGGCAUUGUUGUCUUCAUCAUAUACUACAAGAAUAAGGGAAAAAAGCUGACAGCAGAUCUACAGAAUUGGGCUAACGAAGUGUGCAGCCAAAUAAAAGGAACAAAGGAGCCCCCCAGAGAUGCAUUUGUUACCAUGAACGUCACAAAUGCUCCUGUCCCCCAGACCUCAGAAGGCGUGCGUCUCCUGGGCCCCGCUGGCUCUCCUGCCCCUGGAAACUUGUGCUGCACCAGCAGCCACGCUCCUUGCAGGAACGGGAACCCUGGCACAGCACCGUGCGAGGCAGGAGGGAGCCUCCAAGAGUUUUCUAUGGUAACUGAGACUAAUGAUGACCAUUUCCCACCAGUUCCCACAGAAGAUGAAUACAUGGAUAAGGAUCUCAAUACCGCUGAUUAUUUAUCUUUACUGAGUCGGACUGCCAGUAAAACCGUGUCGUCAUUUUCAGAACCAAUGGAGGCAGGGGAAAAUGACAGCUUAAAUCAGUACUUCUCAGGGGUUGGGAGCACAGAGGACGUAUCCAACUCUCAAGGCUCUCACCCUUCCUCUGACAUGGAUAGGGCACACACUGUCACGGACAAACUUCUUCAGAAAUCUUGCCAACAUGCCCACAGUUGCGUGAAGGAAACGGGCAACAAAGACACAGAUCGUUUUGCAACAAACUAUGACUCAGAGAAGAUCUGUGUGAGGUGUGGCAUUUCGUACAGGGAAUCUCCCAGAAAGUGGAGCAAACCCUGUUGUGCUGUGGCUGACAGUGCCUCCACCUCCCCAGAAACUGCGUCCUAUGCACAGUGCACCUGUGGCUUGAAUGUUCUCUCUGCUGGUCAGAGCACUUUAGCAAGCAAUCAUGGUGUGGAAGAUGCAUCUUCGGAUAGUACCAACAUGAAGUACCAGAACACAAACAGAAGCACUUCAGGGACAAACAGCAGCACUUCAGACCUCCCUCCAGCAUCUGGAAAUGUGACUGGAAACAGUAACUCCACCUUUAUCUCAAGUGGACAAGUAAUGAAUUUCAAGGGCGACAUCAUUGUUGUCUACCUUAGUCAAAACUCCCAGGAGGGGGCCUCGGCCACGGGGCCAAGCGAGGAGAACGUGGGCAGCCCUGUGCAGGAGGAGAACCUCAGCCGCUGCGAGACUUUCGCCGGCAAUGCCCAGCACUACAAGGAGAAGUGUGCCGAGCUGCAGGCCUCCUGCCCAGGCACGUCCCACCACGGCCGGGCCUCACAGCCCGUGCAGGAGGAGGGGAGGCUGGGACACUUCUCAGAGAAGGUGUUGAACUGA